Molecule: messenger RNA, 589 nt
Organism: Paramecium sonneborni
Lineage: Eukaryota; Ciliophora; Oligohymenophorea; Peniculida; Parameciidae
Source: the annotation of a GenBank genome assembly
UUAAAUUAUUCUGCAAGAAGAGCAAAUGUAAUGAAUAUUUAUAUUUUAGGUUGCCAAAAGGAUAGUAAAAUAUAAGAUAAAUAUAUUUAUAGCGCUUUUAUUAGUAAUAUUGGAAUGAUAUUGUAUAUUUCUUGUUGGAUGGCAUAAUAUUGUUAUCAAGCAAAAGCUUAUGAUAUUGGAAAUUUAUCAGGAAUGGAUCAUUAUUAAACAUGGGUGAUAUUGAAUAUAGCAGGGGCAAGUUGUCUCUUAUUAGGCUUGUUGAUUAGUUUAGCCAAGAUUGCUAUAGACUAGGCUGCCUUAGGAUAUGGAUCAUUAGGAAUCAGUUUAGUUGGUUGGAUUAUUAUUACUGUUGGUAUGGGAAUAGGAUCAGACACAGAUCAAGUUUUUAUUCAAAAUAUUAUAAGUUCAAAAACACUUCCCUAGAUUAUAAUAUUCCAGUCUCUAAUUGGUUUGCAAUUACAGGAAUUUGUUUCCAAACUGCUUUUAAUGGAUAUGAACAUUCCAUUCAAGAGGAUGAUAGCACUGGUUAAACAAGCAAAUAAGUAGAAAUCUGAUUAUUAAAAUAUAUCAUAACAUUCAUAAAUGUAUC